AUGAGUUGCAGUGUGCAAGUCGCUGUGCGGGUUCGCCCGUUUAACGCCAGGGAGCGGAAGUUGAACGCGUUUUGCUGCAUCAGCAUGAAUGGACGCCAGACAGUGAUAACCAACUUAUCGAAGAAGAAUGACGAGAAAAAGUUCACUUUCGACUAUUCCUACUGGUCACAUGACGGCUACCACGAGGAGCCGUCCGGCUACCUCUCUCCUGCUCCAGGAAGCCCCUACGCUGAUCAGACGCGUGUCUUUUCUGAUGUCGGCCAAGGGGUUAUAGACAGCGCGUGGGAAGGCUACCACGCGUGUUUGUUCGCCUAUGGUCAGACAGGAAGUGGAAAAAGCUAUUCGAUGGUUGGCUACGGAGAAAACAAGGGGAUCAUCCCCAUUGCUUGCGAGGAGAUUUUCAGACGCAUCGGUCAAAACAAAGACCCCACUAAGUCAUUCGAGGUCUCUUGCAGUAUGCUUGAGGUGUACAAUGAACACGUGCACGACCUUCUCAUCAAACCCUCAACGCGGCCACAAGGAGGACUGGAGAUAAGAGAGUCCAAGGUCUUGGGAAUCUUUGUGGAAGGCCUUUCGCGGCGAGCUGUGAAUUCCUAUGCGGGCAUUCAGAAGAUCGUUGACGAGGGGACAUCCAACCGAUCAAUUGGAGCCACGCUGAUGAACGCAACGAGCAGUCGGGCACACACUGUAGUGUCAAUUGAGUUGCAACAAAUUACGACGCUGGACGGGAAGCAAGGCCGGAGAACUUCUGUCAUCCACCUCGUCGAUCUCGCAGGCUCCGAAAAGAAUGAUCAGACACAGGCGUCUGGGGAUCGCCUUAAAGAGGGAUGUGCAAUCAACAAAUCGCUCUCGGCGCUUGGGAACGUCAUUUCCGCUCUGGCGGAUAAAGCAGCCGGGAAAGACAAAGGCCGAGUCAUUCCCUACCGCGAUUCGAAGCUUACGAGGCUCCUCCAGAAUGCGCUGGGCGGUUCGUGCAGAACAAUCAUGCUCUGUGCGCUCUCACCAGCCUCGAACAACUACGACGAGACUCUCAGCACGCUGAGAUACGCCGACCGCGCAAAACAAGUCAAGAACUUCGCCGUGGUGAACGAAGACCCGACGCUCCGGCUCAUACGCGAACUGCGGGAAGAAAACGAGAAACUCAAGGCACUCCUGGAGGGCAAAAAUGCCGCCGACCGUGGUUUGUCGGAAGCCGAGAGAAAGGCGCUUGAGGAAGAACAUCAGAAGGAAAUCCGAGCGAUGGAAAACGCACUCCACGACAUGGAGAAAUCAUUUCAGCAGAAACUUGAAGAGUCUCAGAAGCAGGCUGCCGCCCAGACAGCGCAAGGCACUGUCGAUCCAUCAAGUGUGCCGCACUUGACGGUUUUAAACGAGGAUGUUUUGCUGAGUGGUCAGCUGAAUUUCGCGUUGCCUAGCGCUCCCGGACACCUCUGGAUCGGAAAGAAGAAAGGCGACUGGACUCCGGAUGUGUCGCUCUCUGGUCUUGGCGUCUUCCCGAAGCACUGCCGCUGUGCGCUGGAUGCGUCCAAACGCGCGGUGUACCUCGAGGUCGUGGAGGGGAUCAACUACACGUUCGUCAACGGAGAGAAGAUCACCCAGAAGAAGCCGGUUUCCCUCAGGUCGGGAGACCGCCUGGUGUUGGGACAGGCCUAUGCCUUUCUAGUCGUUUUUCCAGCGGAGCAAACGCAACAGAAACUGCUCGCAGAACACACCUACGACGGCGUGCUGGAGGAAGUGUGUGUCGCACAGGGCGAGGUCAAGCGCGUGAAGCCGAACGAGGUGGAGCUGCAGGAGGAGAAGGCGAAGGCGGAAGCGUACAAACGCCAGGCGGAAGCGAUGCAGCGAGCGCAGAAGGAGUUCGAGGAGAAGAUGCGGCGAGCUGCGCAGAAAGCCAGCGCCGACGAGCGCCAGAAAGUGGAAGAAGAGUUCCGGAAGAAACACGAGGCUCUCGAGCGCGAGAAAAAGGAGCUCCAGCGGAAAGAAAUGAGACGCUGCGCAGCCGAGACCGACCGGAAGGUCGUGGAAGAGAAACUCGUGGAAGUCUUGCCCCUGAUCAAGGAGGCGAACCUGAUCGCGGCGGAACUCAAGAAACCGUACGAACUGACCCCGUCGUUCGACAUGACCUUCACGUCCACAGGUGAAAGAAGAUCCAACGUCAUCGUCGCAGUGAUGUUCGAAGGAAAACCCGUGUACGACUGGGCCCCCGCAGUCCUCGAAAACCGCCUCUUCCUCAUGCGCGAGCUCCUCGACGCGUACACCGACGCAAAAGACAAGGACGGCUUUCUCAAGCGUCUUAAGAAAGAAGAUGAUCCGUUCUGGGACCCUAUCGAGAAGGAGAAGUGCAUCGGGAAGGCUGUCCUGUUUUUGGAGUCUCUGACCGCCCAGUUGGAGACAGAGUCAAAUGCUCACAUCUUCAACAAGGAAGGCGUCGACGUGGGACAGCUCAAAGUGGCUGUGUUUCCAGUGUCGAGGGACGGGCACGAGUUGGAGGACGACGACAUCAAGGAGAGUCCAGCAGAACUUCUCGGGACUUCCAUGUACUACGAGGUGAGGAUCCUGAGCGCCUCUGGACUUCCAGCAGAAUUCGCGAACAACACCUUUGUCCGCUUCAAGCCUUAUCUCUCCUCGGGAUACAUCGAGACGUCGCGUGUCAACGGCGCAAACACCCAUCCAGUCUUUAACUUCAAAAAGAUUCUUGAGCAAACCGUCACUCCGGCGUUCAUGGAAUACCUGGAAAACGAGGUUCUGAUCUUCGAGGUCUACGGCGAGGAUUCGAGAGCCACAAAGUAG
Neospora caninum is the source of this 2790-nucleotide messenger RNA. Its product is annotated as putative kinesin motor domain cointaining protein. The transcript is spliced from 9 exons. Gene Ontology annotation, molecular function: ATP binding; microtubule binding; microtubule motor activity. The record is from RefSeq and is a predicted model, not a curated record. Gene Ontology annotation, cellular component: kinesin complex; microtubule. Gene Ontology annotation, biological process: cytoskeleton-dependent intracellular transport; microtubule-based movement. NCBI's taxonomy places the organism in Eukaryota, Apicomplexa, Conoidasida, Eucoccidiorida, Sarcocystidae. Bases 1 to 2790 code for a protein of 929 amino acids.